Durusdinium trenchii is the source of this 5403-nucleotide messenger RNA. Lineage: Eukaryota; Dinophyceae; Suessiales; Symbiodiniaceae. The record is from the annotation of a GenBank genome assembly.
GAGCUUGGUCGCGUGAAUACCAGCAGUGCACAGUCUUUGGAGAGCGCGCCAGCGAACUACAACAACCAAGCACCACAACGGCCGCCGCCGCAAACACCUCCAGCAACAUUACCCAACGACAUGUACCAUACAUUGCUUUCUCUGGGUGUGCCACCCCUUAUUGCCAGGGACGCCGCUUCCAGACACCCAGACUGUGUCAAUGCAGCCUUGGACUGGGCGUGCUCCUCCGAUCGCCGCCAUCAAAGACAGCACAUCGACGGAGCGAUUGAUGUUGAAAGGGCCGAGGAGGAGUGCGGCCUUCCCAUGCCCAUACCGCCAGCACCUGCCUCAUGGACACGACUAUUGCCAGCAGGCACCCUGCACUUACACUUACAAGAUCUUGAAGAUCCACAGGAGCAACCCGACACAUCCGACCAACCCUCCAUCCAGACAGGGCAAGUAUCCAACACAUCCAACCAACUUCAACGCCUCGAGCAGCCCCAAUCACUUUCCACCUUCCAGCAGCAUAUGAACACACGCACUCUUGCCUCAGCCACCCAAGCAGCUGCCUCCGCCUUCUGGCUAGGGAGGCAUGACGCGGUAGAAGCUGAGAGUGGCAGGCUUUACGAGGCCCAUUGCAACAUUGCACCUCGGAAUGUCGCAGCGCUCACUGAUCUCUUUUUGGAUUUACCCGUUGCAUGGCCCGCCCAACCUGCAGAUUACAACCUGACCUUCGAAAGCCUUCAUGCCUGGGAAGUGGAGCUCUUUCAGCAAAGAGCAGUGGACUCUCAUACGUAUGGUGGCACCAUUGCAGAUGCUUGGCAUCAGCCCCUGGCCUUGCCAAAGCUUUUACCAUUUUUUGCUGCGGUCCUGUGCCGCUUUGCAGAGCAUGCCGGCAUUGGCCGUGAUUUUGUUUUUGGCUUCCUGAUGUCUUUUGCGCCCUGGGUCGUUCAUCGAGAUGUCCAUGCUAUCUUCAACCCUCUCAAGCCAGAACAUGAGUGCAGGCCACGCAUUUUCUCCACACUCAUAGCAGAGAGCAACACUGGAAAGUCUCCAUUUUUCCGCCUGUGCUUGGAUGGAGUGUUUGUUUCCACACCCGGCAAACAAUGUCUCACAGACAGGCUCCAGUCUCAGUUUGCCGCCGCAGGGCCUGGCAAGGACAAGACUCUGUUUGUGCAAAACUCUACAAAUUCUGACUUUGCACGCCGCAUGAAGGCCAGCGAUGGGCACAUUGCUUGGUUGACUGAGGAGGCUUGGUCAGCUGUAGAUGUUGCCUGGGCAAAGGGCAAAGGCAAAACACAACCCACGCCUAUGAAGAUCAAUCAGGCCUACUUACAGAACACACAGAACGGCCAAGCGUAUGGCCCUCUCAGCAUCAAUGCUGAGCAGUUCUACAUCCCCACAACAAAUUUCACAUAUUUCCAUGCCGCGCAGCCUAAGCUGGUCCACGAUUACUGGGGCCAAAGCUUUUUUGCCGACUGCCCAUUCAACGGCAUGGGCUGGGAGUUCAGGCCUACUUUUUUGUUCCCGGGAAAGAUUCUGGACGAAGCCGAGAACUCUCCACAUGUCACCUUCCAGGGCGCAACAGCUUUCAUGCUAGACUUGUUUGCAACCUUGGCAGGGCUCAUGGGACACACCAUGGGUUCCAGAGCUUUCCACACAUGCCCUCUAGAACUCACCAGUGAAGCUGCUAUCCUGUGGAAGACUUUCCACCGAGUUGCUGAACAAGCAAAAGACAACGUGCCAGACUUUGCAGCUGGUGUGGUUGGCAAGCACUGCUUCACAACCACCUCCCACAUCACUACAUCGCACCUGCUUCACAAAGCCUUUGAACAUUGCACAGCCAACCGAGCGCACCUCCCAUUACUUCGUGCUGGCGACCCAGACUACCUUGCAGCCUUGGCGCAGCAACCUUUGGACUUUCUUCGCCAAAUUGCACCCCAGCACAUUCUAGCCGGCCCAGAGCACAUUCAUUUCAUGCUCCGAAACAUGGUCACUCUUCACAAUGAAAUGCGGCUUCCUCUCCACGAGCGAGCUGGCCCACAGACUUUGGAUGACCGAGGAUCCCGGCCAGCCAGACAACCGCGCGCAUGCGCGCGAUCACAGGCAGGGCAGCUCAACCCUAUGUCCGAUGACGACAAAGCUUUGGCCAUCCUGCUGCAAAAGUGUCAGCGCCAGCAGUACAUAACCGUGACCCAGGCCAACACAGCCAUCCCUGCCAGGUUCGGUUUUCGUUCAAACCGCGAUGGCUUGGAGCGCCUCUUUGAUUUGGCGGCGCGCUACGGCGCCGGCCAGCGCGAAGGCAGUGCGCAGCAGUCUUUGAGGCUGCGCCUCCACUUAAGCUCCAUGCCAGAAAGCAACAGGAGACAUCUGAACUUACCACUUCUCACCGUACCUCCAGCCAUGACCGGGAGCGGCAAAACUUUCAAGAGGCCAGCAGCUCACAUCCCGCCAGAGCAGCCAAAGCCUAAAAGCCACAAAGCGCAGCCACCGCAAGAGCAGCAGGCAGCGCCAGAACAAGCCCACGCUGCGCCAGCCAGAGCAGAGGAGGCAAAAGCAGACAAGAGGGAAGAGCUGGGUCCACCGCUCAUUCUGGACGGUCUCCCACUCAGUGCCUUUGAUGUGGCUAGCCGCAUCAACGCCAGCUUGGAGCAGAGGAAUGACACUCUACGGGUCAAGGCCACCGCCCUGAAGCGCAAAAAGCUCAAGCAGCUCCUGCCCUUUAGCCUCCGAUGUGCAACCUGCAAGCACAACACUUGCACAUGGUCCGGCAUCGCAGAAAUGGAUGCCACGUGUAGAUCCCUAUCUUACUUUGCAUACACAGGCAAACAACAUGGCCAGCCCAAGCCACCCGUGAAGGCAGGCAGAAAGUCUUCAGGAAGCCGCCCUGCCCUUUCAGAAACCCAGGUCGUUACUCAUAGCGGGCCCUCGGACCAAGCCUCGUUCAUGGCAGCUGUGUCCAAGCAUUUUCAAGCACAACCGUUGAACCAGAGCUUGACCAUCCAGUGCCACAAGCGCAAGCCGACCAAGAAGGGCUUGACUUGUUGUUUUACUUGCAAAACACAUUGCGAUGAGAAAAAAGGCCGCAAGGACUGUCCAUGGUCGGGCAUGGCCACCCUCAACACACAGGCAGAUCCUCCGCAAAUUCUCAUCCGCACUUCGCCCUCAUCAGCGCAUGCGCCCGAUGAGAAGCGGUUGUGGGGCACACUCACCCACAGGCAACGCACUUUGGUCUCAAGCGCAAGCCACCAGGCGCGAUUGCGCACGAUUGACGGCCUUUUAGCGAACAUGCGGCCGCGGAAGGCAGGUGACACCAAGCCUAAAAAACCAAACUUGCGCCAACUUCAAGGCUUUCUUCAGCGCUUUAGACAGAAGACAAAGGCACAGAGCAAAGAGAUUCCCCAUAGCAACAAGCAAACCUACUCUGCAGCAGACUUUGAAUAUCUGCGUGACCGCCUCAACGCAGACAUGGGUCGAGCCACUGCCAUCUCACCAACGGACUCUCGCCUUCGCCCCUCGGACCGGCAGCUCCGCUGCAUCGAUUUGCAUUUGUCCGAAGACAUGGUCUGCGCUCCCUUGAUAUGCCCACAGCUUCUCCACUUGACUUUGGACCUCCUCCCAAAACCUUGGAAUUUGAAGUUCUCAGCUGAUGGUACAUAUCGCUUGUUGUUCGGCCAGUACACCCUCCUCACACUGGGGGUGAAUGUGAAGAACUGGUCCCAGCGCAAGAGCAAUCAUCAUUUUGCCUACCGCUCAAGCUUCCGACCUCUUGCUUUUGCCCUGGCAAACACAGAGGAUGGUGAUGCCUACAAGCAUCUUCUAGCCACCCUCCUGCGGACAGCAAACACUUUGGGGCAUGACUUGCAGCCGCAGCACAUUACGCAGUUUCAUGGGGAUAUGCACAAGGGCCUUGAAAAAGCACGACAGGACAUCCUCCCCAACAGCCAACGUCUGGCCGACUGGGCCCACGUUACAGGAGCCACAAGCCAGGGCCCUAGCGGGUUGCGUGGCCUGCUCUCCAAAAGCCUCGGCGAUGACAAGCACAUCACCAGCAUGAUUCUGCAAUGGUGCCGCCUUUCCAAAAGAAUGACUGCCAUGCUCUUCCACGUGGUGUGGUCAGCUCUGUUCGAUUACUUGGGUCACCUCAGGCAUUCACGCUUGGUUGUCUCACUUCAACACCAGUACUUCCACCAAACAGCCUGUCCACAGCGUCUCUGGUCAGCCCCAUGGCGGUCAGGCCCUGACCGCAUCAUGCCAGGCACAGAUGUCGGGUCAGCCCCACAAGAAAGCUGGCAUGGGAACGUGCUCAAACCGUCGUUUCCCACCACCAAGUACGAGCCCAUUGAAAUUGCAAACAAAUUGCAAGCUUUCAUCGUUGAGCCUGCCCUCCUGGACUUGGAGGAAAUGGCACAAGAAGGCAAAGCGUUGCAAGAUUGGCCAUCCAUCGGCCAGUUCAUCGACCAGCACACGCUGCGCAACGCAUCGAGUUUGGCAGCAGAAGGCCGUUCCACACCUCACUCAUUGCUCGAGCUGGGCUUCCAUCAAACAUUUGUGGACGCUGACAACAACUGCUGGAUGCUGGUUCCUGCCUCACGCUGGAAGGUGGAUUGGACAGGAGCACGCCCAAACCAGAAAAAGAAGCAAUACAAGGAACGGUCUUUCUCCCCCCUCGCGCCCUCCACAGUCAAUGCCUGUGUCAAGCUGGUGCAGGCCACAAGCCCCGACCAAGUUCGAAGCAUCCUUGACAGCUUGGGUUUGUAUGAGUCCACCACCGGACACUUUCAGUGGCAAAAGGCUGCCAAGCUCUUUGAUGAUUGGAACUUGGUGGUGCAAGGCCCAAUUUGCGAGCAGUACUGGCAACUGCAUGGCGCGCCACUUUGCCCGGAGGCGGAUCGCAAUCCACAUGCUUUUUGCCUGUGCUUCAAUUGCGGUGUGGCCGCACGCUGGGGGCCAUGCGAGCACGCGUACUCCCUCAUGCUCCACCAAAACACCAUCGAUGUGGUCCAGCUGCCGCGUCCACAGCCCAAGGGCCGGCCAAAGACACGCUCACAGCAUUGUCCGCCCGGUGGCACCCUGACUCCAGGGCCAGCUGUCUCGAGAGCUUCUCCAGCCACGCCUCUCCCCGCAGAUGUACUUCAGUCGCAGGCCUUGUCUGCUUCGGAGUCCGUCCUGCGAGAAUUGCUCCGUCGCGCCGGCUGCGGCCACUACUUCCCGGCCAUGAAGCGGCACGGCGCGACGGUCCAAGCUCUUUCAUCCUUUGGCUUUGCUGAUUUCGUCACGAUCUUCGGCAUGAAGGUUUCCGAAGCUCACAUUUUGAUGUCGACCUUGAAAGACGAGGCUGGGAGCAUUUGUGCGAAAGAACUUUGGAGCUGCCACCGUGUUCUUCUCACUGACAUUUCCAUAUACUUUCAAGAUUUUGCGUGA